Molecule: messenger RNA, 1897 nt
Organism: Oldenlandia corymbosa var. corymbosa
Lineage: Eukaryota; Viridiplantae; Streptophyta; Magnoliopsida; Gentianales; Rubiaceae
Source: the annotation of a GenBank genome assembly
CAAAAAUAAAAAGAAAAAUCAGUCCGAUCUCCUUUCCAACUGUACUAGAACUAUAUAUAAGUAGUUUUAGCCGUUUUCCAACACAAAUUUUUGUUUCAUUUACUCAUACUUUUCAUCGUUAUGGCCGGUUUCUUACACGUCUUGUCUUUUACUACUGCUUGCUUGGUUUUCGGGCUGGUUUUUUUAGUAUCACCUCCGGAUGCGGUGGGAGCAGCAGGAAAACCGUCCUUCUUUCAAACCCCCGGCAAAAAUGACGGUGAGGAAUCCCAGAGGCAAAGAGAAGCAGAUAGAGUAGUGAAUCUACCGGGGCUGCCGCCGGCGACGGAGAAUAACAAAGAUGUCGGUUUUCAGCACUUCGCCGGUUAUGUCAAAGUCCGACCAACCGAUGAAAAGGCACUCUUCUAUUGGUUCUUUGAAGCCGUUAAUAAUGUUUCCGACAAACCUCUUGUUCUAUGGCUUAAUGGAGGACCCGGUUGCUCAUCAAUCGCAUAUGGAGCUAUGCAAGAACUUGGUCCAUUUCUUGUCCACAACAACAAUGCGAACCUUACUCUGAAUAAAUUCUCUUGGAAUAAAGAGGCAAAUAUGAUUUUCCUGGAAGCACCGGUUGGGGUUGGAUUUUCGUAUUCAAACAAAUCAGAGGACAUCAACAACCUUGGCGAUGCAGUCACAGCCCGAGAUUCCUACGACUUCUUACUCGGGUGGUUUAAAAGGUUUCCCAACUUUAGGUCCCACGAUUUCUACAUCGCUGGAGAGAGCUAUGCCGGUCAUUAUGUCCCACAGCUGGCUGACCUUAUCUAUGAAAAGAAUAAAGGAGCUACGAAAGACUCCAUUAUUAACCUCAAGGGUUUCUUGAUAGGAAAUGCAGUGAUAAACGACCCAACAGAUCAGUUAGGAUUCGUUGACUAUGCCUGGAGCCAUGCAAUCAUCUCCGACCAACUCCAUAGUGACAUUAACAAAGAUUGUGAUUUCAAGAGCAACACUUCAAGCAGCCAAUGUACUAUGCAUAUUCGAGGAUUCUUACAAGCUUAUUCCAACAUUGACAUCUACAACAUCUACGCUCCCGUUUGUCUCACUACUUCUUUCCAGAAGAAGAAGAUCAGUACUCUUCACAGGCUUAGAGGUGCACCUCGAUUUUUCACUAAAAACGUGAUUUGGGAGGACCUACCAUCAGGGUAUGAUCCAUGCACAGAGGAAUACGUGGAGACAUAUUUCAACCGGGAAGAUGUUCAGAAAGCCAUUCAUGCCAAUCUCACCAAAUUGUCCUAUCCCUAUACCCCUUGCAGCAAUGUAAUUACGAAAUGGAAUGAUUCUCCCGACACAGUGUUGCCCACACUUCAGAAGCUUUUAAAUGCUGGCCUACGGGUCUGGGUGUUCAGUGGGGACACGGAUGGAAGAGUGCCAGUAACAUCAACAAGGUACAGCAUAAAUGCAAUGGGUUUAACAGUGAAAGAAGGGUGGAGGGCAUGGUUCCUUGAUAACAAACAAGUUGGAGGGUGGGUUGAGUCCUACGACCAAGGCCUAACAUUCCUUACUGUUAGAGGCGCAGGUCACCAAGUACCCAUGUUUGCACCUCACCAGUCUCUUCUUCUUUUCUCUCAUUUCCUUAAGGGUACUUCUUUACCCUCAUCAAUCUAGUCUAUCUAGUAUAGUUAAUAAGGAACUACUAUCUCCGUUUUAAAAAAAAAAAGUCUAUUUUAAGUGUUAGAAUUUGUACUAAACAAUAAAUUGUCAGAUCAGUUCUAUUUUUUGGGUGAUUCUCUAUGGGGAAAACUCAUCUGAAAUUACUGGAAAUGAGUUUGAAUCAUAGUGGGCAUGGUUAUGCUAUUGUCACCAGUUUACGACUUUAAGUUACUACAAAUGUGCUAAAGUAUUUGAUAUUGAAUGGUCAACUUGGUCG